Messenger RNA from Panicum hallii, 1898 nucleotides. RefSeq names its product NADH-ubiquinone oxidoreductase chain 3. Gene Ontology annotation, molecular function: NADH dehydrogenase (ubiquinone) activity. NCBI's taxonomy places the organism in Eukaryota, Viridiplantae, Streptophyta, Magnoliopsida, Poales, Poaceae. Gene Ontology annotation, cellular component: NADH dehydrogenase complex. The record is from RefSeq and is a predicted model, not a curated record.
AAUCUGAGCGUCUUUUUUUUUCGGUAUGCCGCUCCACGAGCAAGGAGCGCCGCGAGGAGAGCGAGAGAACGAAGUGGGCUUGGUGAUGUCGGAAUUUGCACCUAUUUGUAUCUAUUUAGUGAUCAGUCCGCUAGUUUCUUUGAUUCCACUCGGUGUUCCUUUUCCAUUUGCUUCCAAUAGUUCGACCUAUCGAAAAUUGUCGGCCUACGAAUGUGGUUCCGAUCCCUCCGGUGAUGCCAGAAGUCGUUUCGAUAUACGAUUUUAUCCGGUUCCUAUUUUAUUUAUUAUCCCUGAUCCGGAAGUCACCUUUUCUUUUCCUUGGGCAGUACCUCCUAACAAGAUUGAUCUGUUUGGAUCUUGGUCCAUGAUGGCCUUUUUAUUGAUUUUGACGAUUGGAUCUCUCUAUGAAUGGAAAAGGGGUGCUUCGGAUCGGGAGUAACCACUAGUGAAAGGGCUAAGGGGGGAAGACAUAGGAAAGAAGGAUGCCUACAAAAAAUCAAUUGAUUCGUCAUGGUAGAGAAGAAAACGGCGCACGGACCGUACUCGAGCUUCGGAUCAAUGUCCCAGAAGCAGGAGUAUGCCUGCGUGUUUCGACGAGAACACCGAAAAAACCUAAUUCAGCUCUACGUAAGAUAGCAAAAGUACGGUUGAGCAAUCGACAUGAUAUAUUUGCUCACAUUCCAGGCGAAGGUCAUAAUUCGCAGGAACUUCUAUAGUCUUAGUCAGAGGAGGUAGAGUGAAAGAUUCGCCAGGUGUGAAAUCCCAUCGUAUUCGAGGAGUCAAGGAUUUGCUGGGAAUUCCGGAUCGUAGAAAGGGAAGAUCUAAUAUGGUGCAGAAAGACCAAAAUCGAAAUGAAUGGAAGAUGCCUCUGGAACUUUUUGGUUAUUUUUGGGGGGCAAUAUGGAAGCAGCUAGCUCCCUUUCCCUUAUUACGUUACCAGCCCACCGCUAUUCCAAAACCGUACAUGAAACCUUAGCUUCAUAUGGCUCCUCUAUGAUCAGAAAAAAGGAAAGGAUUGUUUCGUUUCGGUAUUAUCCCCUGGGCGUAGAUAGAAUUAGGUAAGAUAAAUUGAUUGGAAAGCCCUAAAUUAGACCCAAGCAAUUCCGUCUGCUAGAAUAACAAAAAAGCGCUUCCGAAUUGAUCUCAUCCUUUAUAUAAUAAAAUGAGAAUUUUUCUUUGUUCGGUAAUAACUUAAUAUUGGAAUAAAACACUCGUUAUAGCAAUUAAUAAAUGGAAAGAAUUGGGCAUUAGUUCAUGAGGAAUUCUGUAUGAAUAGGGAUAAAGAAAGGAAAGAAUAAAUAAAGAUCCUUUUUUGUAUUGCAUUCCAUAUCUUUUGUCCUAUUCUUCUUUCCCCGGGAAGGGUAUACUUAAAUCGAAAAAAAGAAUAAAGGGUUAAUUCGUUCUUGAUAGCCAUUUCCUUAACAAGUGAAUGGGAACAUACUCUAGACCGGAAUCCGAAGAAAGUACUACUUGAUCAUUUCCACCAAUUUCAAGUCCUUAUUACGAUUCCUUUUAUGAGGAAAAAUGUCUAAUGAUUUAGAUUCUCUCAUUACUAAUCCUGUAUGUACUUUAGUGUUCCUAAUCCCUCACUAACUUUUGAUGGAUUGCCUUAUGGUUAUAAGUUAUAGUAAUAACUCAAAAUAUUCUAGUAAUGGAAUUCCAUAUCGCGAAUCCUUUAUUCUUGCCCGCUUCAAGAUAUGAUGACUAAUCAAACAAUCUCAACCUUGGGGUAAAGAGUUUACACUGCUUAUGUUUACUUGAACUUUUUUCUUGUACGUAGGAAAUGAGAUUUUGUAUUUUUACUACAAAUUAAUAAGCUGUUUUGUUUCACUCAUAUAGCUAUCUAGUUUAACUUACCAACCCGAAUACAGAAUAAGCAAAGGAAGAUAAGCAUUCAA